ACACCAAUGAAAAAGACAACCGAUUGACAUUUCAACUCCUCUUCCAAUUCCAUCAUUCAUCAUCGACCCUCAGCAACCAUGUCCUCACCAAAAGUCACCCUCUUCGACCUCCCUAGCAAACAAGGCACAGCAUGGUCUCUGAACCCUUGGAAAACCCGCAUGAUCCUCAAUUACAAAUCCAUCCCCUACAAAACUGAAUGGGUCGAAUAUCCUGACCUCGCCCCCAAAUUCAAAUCCCUAGGCAUCCCGCCCAACCCAAAGGACGCCCCAGGUUACUUCACCGACUACAGUAGCCCAGCAAUCCAAUAUGAAGACGGCACAUACCAAAUGGACUCGUGGCCCAUUGCGCAUUUCCUCGAGAAGCAGUAUCCGAAUCCCCCCCUUCACCUCGAUGAGCCGAUUGUAGUCAAGAUCCGAGAUAUCAUGAAGGAUUUGAUGACACCGCUGGUUCCCUUAGUGCUGACACAGGUACCUGAUGUGCUGUUGAAUGAGCCCAGUGCAAAGUAUUUCUCGGAGACAAGGGAGAAGAAAUUUGGGAAGCCGCUGCAUCAGAUGCGGGCGGAGGCUGAUGUGGAAAAGUGCUGGGCUGCGGCUGCUGUGCCGGCGAAGGAGAUGGGGGAUUUGCUGAGGGAGAAGGAGGGGCCGUUUUUUCUGGGGGAGACGGUGUCGUAUGCGGAUUUCAUUUUUGUGACUUUGUUGCAGAUGUUCAAUCGGAUUGAUCAGAGUGUGUUUGAGAGGUAUUUGGCGCUUGAUGAGACGUUUCCUAAGGUUUUUGAGGCAUGCAAACAGUGGAUGGACAAGCAGGAUUAGUUUUGGGAUUGUGAAAAUGAACAAGGACAAUAAGGUUAGAAGAGUACGAUGUGGUUUAUCUAUAAAUCUAUCAUUUCAUAUA
This is a messenger RNA of Bipolaris maydis ATCC 48331, 892 nucleotides long. RefSeq lists its product as uncharacterized. The record is from RefSeq and is a predicted model, not a curated record. Lineage: Eukaryota; Fungi; Ascomycota; Dothideomycetes; Pleosporales; Pleosporaceae.